Electrophorus electricus (electric eel) is the source of this 489-nucleotide messenger RNA. RefSeq names its product ring-box 1, E3 ubiquitin protein ligase (gene rbx1). Lineage: Eukaryota; Metazoa; Chordata; Actinopteri; Gymnotiformes; Gymnotidae. Gene Ontology annotation, molecular function: zinc ion binding. The record is from RefSeq and is a predicted model, not a curated record.
GCGUGCUGAGCACUCUCGCGAGACGCGAAACAUGGCGGCAGCGAUGGACGUGGAUACCCCAAGCGGGACAAAUAGUGGAGCGAGCAAGAAACGUUUUGAAGUGAAAAAGUGGAAUGCUGUUGCGCUAUGGGCUUGGGACAUCGUGGUGGACAAUUGUGCUAUCUGCAGAAACCACAUUAUGGAUCUCUGUAUAGAGUGCCAGGCCAACCAGGCAUCUGCCACAUCAGAAGAGUGCACAGUGGCUUGGGGAGUGUGCAACCAUGCAUUUCACUUCCACUGCAUCUCCCGUUGGCUGAAGACAAGGCAGGUGUGCCCUCUGGACAACAGGGAAUGGGAAUUCCAGAAGUACGGACACUGAACUUCAGGAAUUACCACAUUCAAAUUGCCUUGCUGAGAAAUGUUCUCCACCCAAUAGUUUAUGUUGGCUUAUAGUUUUUUGUUAAAUUCAACUUAAGUGGAUGUAUAUUAUAAAUAAAAGUGUGUCCAACA